Brassica oleracea var. oleracea is the source of this 777-nucleotide messenger RNA. RefSeq names its product ubiquitin domain-containing protein 1-like. NCBI's taxonomy places the organism in Eukaryota, Viridiplantae, Streptophyta, Magnoliopsida, Brassicales, Brassicaceae. The transcript has 4 exons. The record is from RefSeq and is a predicted model, not a curated record. Bases 211 to 555 code for a protein of 114 amino acids.
ACAAUGUCUCAAUCAUUAGCACCACCGAGAUUCAUCAUCAUCGUCAUCUUCAACUCGGUCUUCUUCUUCUCCUCCGUCUCAAGAUUCGAAAAAAAUCUCAUUUUUGAAAGGAAAGUGUACGACUUUGACUUGGCUUCGACGAAGGGUUUUGUCUGAAUCAUACCGGGGGGGUGGGGGGGGGCUUUUGAUACUUGAAGCAAGAACAUACAAAUGGGUUGUGCUGGAUCGACACAGUCGCAAGCAGAAGGGCCAGUGAAGAAAAUUAGGAAGCCAAAACCGUGGAAGCAUACUCAACCGAUCACUAAAGCUGAGCUUGUGAAAAUGAGAGAAGAGUUUUGGGACACUGCUCCUCACUAUGGCGGUACAAAAGAGAUAUGGGACGCACUUCGAGCUGCUGCUGAAGCUGACAUAUCUCUUGCGCAAACAAUCGUGGAUAGCGCAGGAGUCAUUGUUCAGAACAAUGAUCUCACUACCUGCUAUGACGAGAGAGGUGCUAAGUAUGACCUACCUAAGUAUGUUCUAAGCGAGCCUACCAACUUGGUGGAAGAGAGUUGAUUAAGGAUCAAUACCAUUUCGAAAAGACCAAAAGAAAGUGAGAAGCCAAAGCAAAAAAAAAAAAAAUGUAAAUCUUGUGUGUAAGUAGUUUACAUUAGGAUCCUCUGCUUUUGUCUAUUUAACACUUUGAAAAACAUUCCCACCUGUCUCUCUCUGACAUGUACCUAAGAACUCAGAUUGUUACUGAAACUCUAAAGACAGCCUUUUGGGGUUUCAUCUUGA